AUGUUCUUAAAAAAUUUUUCUGAUGAAGACUUGUAUUUAGAUGAACCACAUAUAUCACUAGGCGAAGGAUCGAAUUUAAUUUCAAAUAAAGAAUUAUUCUCAUUUGAUGAUGAAAGAAGAUCUUUAUCGCUAGAUGAAGGGCUUCAUUUGCCAUUAGAUAGUGAAUCUUUUCUGACUAAUGAACUUUCAUCAGAAAAUGAAUAUUCUUUAAAUAAUGCACCUUCUUUAAAUGAAGAAUCGUCUAAUAUUUUACAUAUGUUUAAUCAAAAUAAAAGAAAAAUUAGUAAAUUACCCAAUAUUAAUACUAAAAAAAGGUCUAAGCCAGGAAAAAGUUGGCAACAAUGCCCAAGUACUUUUGAACUCUCAACCAAUUUAUCUCAAUCUACUCUGCCAGAAUUAUUUAGUCCUAUAAAAAAACUACAAAAAGAUCUUGCAAAAGAUAAAGAUAGAAAUAUUAGAAAAAAUGCUAAAGCAUUAGAAGAGUUGCUCUUUGAAGAAGAAGAUUUAUUAGGAAUUCAAGAGUUGGUUAAGUUGCUAGGUCCCUUUGCGCAUGUUACAACCAUAAUGGGUAGCGAUCAAUAUCCUAUCUUUUCAAUGAUGUUACUAUUAAUUAAAAUAUUACAAGAUCAUCUAUUUGAAAAUGAAGCGAUACUUAAACAUCCAAUUGUUCAUGAGCCUGGAGUUGAAGGUUAUAUUGCUACUAUUCUCGACCCAAGAUUUAAAGACCUAAGCUUUGAGCCAGAAAAACUAGAACCAAUAAAAAAUGAAUUAAAAUGCAGGAUGGAAGCUGCAAAAAAUAUAAACUCAACAAUACCUUCAAUUGAAAAUAGAUCAUCUUCUUUAUUAAAUUCAUUAUUUGAAAAAACUUUUCAAGAAGUUUGCCCUAUUGAAAACAAACUAAAG
Molecule: messenger RNA, 903 nt
Organism: Dentiscutata heterogama
Lineage: Eukaryota; Fungi; Glomeromycota; Glomeromycetes; Diversisporales; Gigasporaceae
Source: the annotation of a GenBank genome assembly